Molecule: messenger RNA, 553 nt
Organism: Aegilops tauschii subsp. strangulata
Lineage: Eukaryota; Viridiplantae; Streptophyta; Magnoliopsida; Poales; Poaceae
Source: RefSeq, a predicted model, not a curated record
UCUGAAUUAUUCGGCCUCCCCCACGAUCCAGGAAGGCACGAAGUGCAGGCAAAGGGGAAUUCCAGUCCGGCCGCCGCCACGACACACCGGACCGGCGAAGAGCGAGAGACGGAGAUGGCGCUCACCAACUUCAUCGUGACAGCGGCGGUGGUGGGCGGGGCGCUGCUUCUCUUCACUACCGACGUCCGCAAGUCCGGCGCUGUCUUCCGCCGCAACGCCCGCCAAAUCCGACAGUGGCUCGAGGAGGACACCGCCUCCGCCGCAUCCAAGUCUGCAAAAGAAGCAGUUCCGCCUCCCAGGAAGCUGGAUACAGAGGUUCCCAAGGACAAGCCAAAGGAUCACUGAAAUGGACAACAAAAAUAUGUUUCCAUUUUGAGAGAAGUAUGUUCAGCCAAAGGAUCACUGGAAUGGACCGCUGGAUCGCAUAGAUAUAACUUUUGUCGAAGUUACUCAACUUGUUCUACCCUUGCUGAGUGAUAGAGAUCUGUAGCUCAUAAAUACAUGCAUGACGAAUAUGUUUCCAUUUUAAUACAAGUAUUUUGGCGCCUGUGUA